AUGGAGAUACUUCCUGAGCUCCUUGCAGAUGUCUACCGAUUAUCACUGCAUUUGAAGUUUGAAAUAUUGCUCUCUAUGGAAUCCCUACACCCAAAUGAAGUCGUCGCACUCUCGCCGUCUCCCUUCUUCUUCGUUUCUUCCACAAUCAAGAAGAUGUCGUUAAAUAAGGAACAGAUGGACAAGGGAUGCCAAGGCGCUUCUUCACCGCCUUUUGUAGACUUCACAACAUAUCCCAUGUCGGCCUGCCUGUUACUUCCUGUUUCUCUCGCCCUAUUUCUUUAUCUCCACACAGACCGCUAUCCAGAGUUGAGUUAUCUUCUUUGGUUAUGGUUCAAAAAACAAUACCCUAUGAUCUUUGUCACAUUCUCCUCAGAAAAUGAGAAUAUUCAAGGAGAUGAACCAGUAAAUGACCCUGAAAUCAUUGAUGGGAUUGUCGAGAUAUGA
Messenger RNA from Lactuca virosa, 444 nucleotides. The record is from the annotation of a GenBank genome assembly. Lineage: Eukaryota; Viridiplantae; Streptophyta; Magnoliopsida; Asterales; Asteraceae.